Molecule: messenger RNA, 3547 nt
Organism: Daphnia magna
Lineage: Eukaryota; Metazoa; Arthropoda; Branchiopoda; Diplostraca; Daphniidae
Biological process (GO): spermatogenesis
Molecular function (GO): metal ion binding
Source: RefSeq, a predicted model, not a curated record
UUGAAAUUUAUUUUCCAAAUGAUUUUUGCGAUUGUGUUUACCUCGGAUUUUGCAAAAACGAUUAGCAGACGAAACAAGUUUCUCAUAUUGAUAAUCGCGGGCCAAAAGUGUUAAACACGUGCUUUUGAUCUAGGGUGGAAAAUACGCGGGAAGUUAAGGUUUCCUACGAUGUCUUCCACUGACCAUGAAUUCAAAAAUCUUACGCUGAAAGACAUUCGUGUUCACCGAGAGAAAAUCCAACAGUUUUUGGACACCACUUACAACAGAGCUGAAAAUGCUGUUGAAAAUCUAUUUGUCAACGGUAGCAAUCCAGAUGUGCUGGAAAAUCUUGAUAUGAUGAAUACUGUGCUCAAGGAAUGCAGAGAAAAGUUGGCUACAGUUGCCAAUGCAAUCCCAGAUGAAAAACAUAAUUUAUGUCCAAGCAACCAAAAUCAGGAAGCAACAGGUUCUGUUUGCAAUUUGAUUGUACCCAAAACAAGUAUUGUGUUUAAUAAACCAUACUUGGUUGAAAUUCUUUCACCUGGUUCACCAAGCAGAUUUUGGCUUAAACUAGAAUCUACUUCAGUCGAAAGUCUUGAAGAACAACUCAACGUUGCUUAUCGUAAUUGCACCCCAUUAAAGAUGCUGCCUUGUCCUGGCACUUUUGUUGUUUGUUUACACUCGGGAAAGUAUUGUAGAGGAAAAGUGAUAACGGCCAUGGAGUUCAAAACAGCUGCAACUACCCUGGAAAUCAUAUUGGUUGAUUAUGGGGAAACCAUUACAGCUGCAGUUGACCAGCUCUAUUCUAUCCAAAAAUCAUUCUGUCUUGAACCUGCCCAUGGUUUGUUAUGCGCGAUGCACGAUUUAGAACCAGUGAAGGAGAUAUGGGAACCGAACGCCAUAUUGUUCUUUAAUCAGUCGUGCGAAAGCAUAAUAGCAGUCUUCCGUCGUCCCCCUAAAGAACACGAGAAUACCGAGACCUUCUUGAAUUACAUUCCAGACUAUUACGUGUCCCUCCGUAAUAGAGAUUGCAAAAAGAUUAUGGAUGUAGCAAUGGCUAUGAUCGAAAAGGGAAUGGGAAAGCCGUUCAACCCGCAUCCGUUAUCGCACGCAGUUUCCUCCGAUCUCGUCAAUAACGAGCCUCCUCGUGUUCAAGAAUCUUUCUCAGAAAGUCUCUCGUUCGAGAUGGAACCGAAAGAAAGUUUGUUGAAGACGAAUCUUUCGUUGAAAAGCAGUACGCUUUCGGCCAAUCAAAAAUCUAAGAGUAUAAAAUCGCUGAAUGUCGAUGCACAAGAAUUCGUUUCCCCCAGGCCGUACUUCGUCGAAAACAAGCAACAGAACGCUGAGAACGGAACUAGAAAUCGUUCUGAUCAGGAUGAAAAUCUAAUGGGAACUAAACGAACCUCGUGUUCUGGCUCAGCCAAUGUAGCACUGUCCUCUGCAACAGAUCAGAACGCCAAAAUCCGUGCAAUUCCGUUAAAAAUCUCUACAACUAAGAAAAGCUCUCCUGCCACAUUAACAAGUAAUAUGGUGGAUGAUAUUGAUGCUCUCCUUUUCGUACCUCCUGCCAACAGGGCAUCGCCCUUGCAAUCGUAUAGUUUAGAACAUAACUCAUCGGAUGCGAUUCCUUCUGAUGUGCUGUUCCGCGAUCCACCCGAUCCCUUGUUGAUGAAGCAAUUUUUGGAUUCCGAUCAUCAGGACUCGAACAAAACUCCAAUCUCAUUGAGGUAUCAAUAUGGAUCGAUCCUUAAACCACGAAAGUCGCCAGCGCUUGGAAAUUCAAGUUUAAACACACUUUACUGCCGUUUCUCGCAUGUGAUAUCACCAACUCAUUUCUAUGUCCAUCUACGUGACGAGAUUUCAACCAUCGUCAAGCCGCUGUCUGAACGUUUAAAUGAGUUGUAUGAAAACUCACAACCAGUACCUGUUACCCAGCCGGAGGUGGGAUCGUUUUGGGUCGUCCAAGAAAAGCAAACCAACUUUUGGUCACGCGCAGAAAUUCUUAGUGUUGAGACCAACGACGAAAUCGGAUGGAAAACUCCGGGCGAAAUCAAACAUAAAACAACUUGUACCGUCUUUUUAGUGGAUUGGGGGAACGUCGAAGUUGUCGCAGUUUGCCACUUAAGACCCCUAGUCAAAGAAAUCGUGAAAAUCCCUUGCUUGGCACUCCUCUGUCGGCUUGACGGAAUUUACCCUUUUCAAAAAUCGGAGAAUUCUGAAGAAUGGUCGUUGGACGCAACCGACAAAUUCAUCGAACUAGCAGGCAUCGAUCAAGAGUUGACGGCCUUAUUCAGUUCGACGCAUUUAGACAGAAAUGGUGCACUUCCACUCCUCAUGUUGAAAGAUGGCGACGAUCAAAAAUACUCGGUGAACGAGCAACUUGUUCUACUUGGCUUUGCGUCCUCCAACGUUUUCCAAGAAGCAGCUAGUAUUACCAAAAUUUAUAAUUUUCCUUUCAAGGUGGUAACCACAGGUUACACAUUUUCAGAGCAACCUGUCCUAGAUGAUGUUGAGUCAGAAUGGGGUGAUCCUAUGUACGACGAUUACUACUCUCCUAUGAAUACUGCUGCGCUGAACACUGAAAACUACGACUCGGUAACUACGGGUUACAUUCCUAAAGAUGAAGAGAGAAUUUGUCGAUUUUUUGCAGCGAAAGGAAGUUGCUACAAAGGUAUCAAGUGUGAUCAUUUGCACAGCAACGAACGGAAAAACGUUUCGACAGAAGACAAAAUUGAAGUUUACGUCCAUAUACCUUCUUUACAUUUGGUUUCGGGAUCCCUGGUCCAUGUACAAGUAACAUGCGUCCUUAGCGCAUUUCGAUUCUAUGGCAUCUUACCUCAUGGAACGAGAAAUUUGCAAUAUGCAUCCACGGAUGACGAAGAAAGCGAAACGCUGGAAUCUUUGCAGAAAGCUCUACAAGAAGAGUACACCACCAAUUACUUUCCACAUAGGAUUACUGUAGCUCCAUCUGCUGGCGACAUUGUUAUCGCUCGGUCUCCAGAAGACAACAAGUGGUAUCGUGGAAGAGUAAUGGAAGAAGGAGAGAACGAUUUUUUCGGAAUUUAUUUCGUAGAUUACGGAAAUUCACAGUUGGUGCAUAUGAGGAACAUUUGCAACCCGAUGCCACGAUUUGUUCAUUUACCAACUCAAGCUGUUGAAAUGUUUCUGAAUGGAGUCGAAACUUCAGCGGAGGCCAACACCAUUGAAGCACAAAAUGUGCUAGUUUCCUUGAUAAAGAACCGAGAUCUCGUGGCAAGGGUAGUUCACAUCAUGCCUUUUGUAUGCGUCGAUCUUUACGACACUUCUGGUCCUCCCGAAAUUGACGUCGCAUCCGAAAUGAUUCGCCUGAAAGUUGCUCGAAAGGCCAAAAGGAAACCAUUCUGUCUACAGAAACGAGGCAAAGAAGUUGCUGGUUAAAACGAUUUCAGCCAAUCUCAGCGUGAGCUAUUUAUUGUGCUUUUAAGUGCCUGUGUGAUGCAAUUUCGCGGUAUCCCGGGUGUAAACUGUUGCGAUCGUAUAAAAUUUACCUUCAUAGGAGGUUGCAAUACAUCAACAAUGCAGAUGUGAA